This is a messenger RNA of Schizosaccharomyces cryophilus OY26, 1264 nucleotides long. RefSeq names its product methylenetetrahydrofolate reductase. Gene Ontology annotation, biological process: purine nucleobase biosynthetic process. Gene Ontology annotation, cellular component: cytosol. Gene Ontology annotation, molecular function: methylenetetrahydrofolate dehydrogenase (NADP+) activity; methylenetetrahydrofolate dehydrogenase (NAD+) activity. The coding region runs from base 117 to 1079 and encodes 320 amino acids. The record is from RefSeq and is a predicted model, not a curated record. The transcript is spliced from 3 exons. Lineage: Eukaryota; Fungi; Ascomycota; Schizosaccharomycetes; Schizosaccharomycetales; Schizosaccharomycetaceae.
CGGAAACGUGCUGGUACCUGUCCUAAAUUUUUAAAAGUUUUUGAACUCCAUAACAACACCUUCUUUACUAAGUAAAGGUCCAUUUUUGGCAAAAGCACGAAGAAACCCCAAUAAAUAUGAGUCAACAAACUUCUUCGGAACCCACUAACAGCUGCAAAGUAAUAUAUGCUAGCAGAGUGGCUGAAUCAUUUGUGGAGCAACUUAAAGAGCUAGUCAAACAAUUUGAGCCUGCUCCAAAGUUGGUUGGCUUUCUUGCUAAUACAGAUCCCGCUGCUCGCAUGUACGCUGAUUGGACUGAAAAAACCUGUAAGGAAAUUGGUUUCCAUUUUGAGCUCCGGGAAGUUUCCAAGGAUGAAUUGGAAGACGCCAUUGUGGAAGCAAACAAUGAUAAAAAUGUCAAUGGCAUGAUGAUCUAUUUCCCUGUUUUUGGAAAUCGUCAGGACCAAUAUUUGCAGCAAGUUGUAUCAGCUGAAAAGGACGUGGAAGGUUUAUGCCAUAAGUAUGUGAUGAACAUGUAUCAUAACAUUCGUCAUUUGGAUGAUGCAAACACAAAAAAGUCAAUCUUGCCCUGUACGCCUUUGGCUGUAGUGAAGAUUUUGGAAUACUUGGGAGUUUACAACAAAAUUAUUAACUAUGGUAACCGUCUCUAUGGAAAAACCAUUACCGUCGUGAAUCGUAGUGAAAUAGUUGGGCGUCCUCUCGCAGCAUUGCUUGCAAAUGAUGGUGCAAAAGUAUACUCAGUCGAUAUCAACAAUAUUCAACUCUUUACUAGAGGAGCAGGAAUUCGCAGUAGGAAACAUGAUGUUACCGAAACCGAAUUGAAGAUAGAAGAUGUCGCUCCCAUUUCAGACGUUAUUAUUUGUGGUGUUCCUUCUCCCAACUACAAGUUCCCUUCUCACCUUGUUCGCGAUGGAGCCGUUUGCAUUUGUUUUUCUAGUGAUAAAAAUUUUGAUGCUCCUUCCCUUAAAGAACAUGCAGGCAUUUAUGUACCCAGUAUUGGUAAAGUCACUAUCGCUAUGCUCUUGCGAAACCUCAUUCGCCUUACUUCCUACCAGCGCAACAAUCCUAUUGAUGUCUGAAGCAAUUAACUUUUAGUCUUGUUAAAUAAAGCGUUGCUGAAGAUUUUUAAUAAGAGGCUUUUCUAAUUUUAGCUUCAGAGCAUAUGCUUAGGACCAUCGCUUUUUUGGUGAUUUUUAUAAUUUUUGUAAGUAUACAUACUUAAUACAUAGUAAUUUGAUUAAUAUAAUAACUUUUAUUCAAUGAG